UGCGAAGCACCCAAGAGUUGGGGAUGUCCUACAAACCCAUCGCCCCCGCCCCCAGCAGCACCCCGGGCUCCAGCACCCCUGGGCCCGGCACCCCAGUCCUUACAGCCGGAAGUGUCACCUCGCCAUCGGGCUCGGUGCCUGGAGCUGCUGCCCCUUUCAGACCACUGUUUAACGACUUUGGACCGCCCUCCAUGGGCUAUGUGCAGGCAAUGAAGCCACCCGGCGCCCAGGGCUCCCAGAGCACCUACACGGACUUGUCGGUCAUAGAGGAGAUGGGCAAAGAGAUCCGGCCCACCUAUGCCGGCAGCAAGAGCGCCAUGGAGCGCCUGAAGAGAGGCAUCAUCCAUGCCCGGGCCCUAGUCAGAGAGUGCCUGGCAGAGGCAGAGCAGAACGCCCGCACGUAACAGGAAGCACCUCCGCCUCGAGUCUGGACCUUUCCUGGCCACUGCAGGGCACCUGCUUCUCCCUGGCCUUCACCCCGAGUUGCACUUCCUGUCCUGUGUCCCUUGGUGGGUACUCUCCAGGAACCGGGGGUGGCUCUCACUCGUUGGCAGCACUAACUUGGAACCCCUGGAAUACUUAGCAGCGAGGUCACUGUGAGUCCCACUCAUGAGCUGCCGUCAGUGUUGAUGCAACUGGAGUUUUCUUCUUCCUGUAGCCCCCACGACUCAGCACUUACCCAGGACUUCUCACCACUUUGUCCCAGACCCCUUCUCCCCCAGCAGGCUUUCAGAAGGCCUGUCACCUCCCUGCCUUGUCUCCUGGGCCAUAGCCUCUCUUUUCGCAGUGUGUCUUUUGCUAAACAUGCCCUUUUUUUGUAUAAAUAAAAGAUAAUUUGGAGUUGUUCUCUC
This is a messenger RNA of Myotis brandtii (Brandt's bat), 851 nucleotides long. RefSeq names its product cyclin-dependent kinase 2-associated protein 2. The record is from RefSeq and is a predicted model, not a curated record. Bases 24 to 404 code for a protein of 126 amino acids. Gene Ontology annotation, biological process: negative regulation of G1/S transition of mitotic cell cycle; regulation of microtubule cytoskeleton organization. Gene Ontology annotation, cellular component: cytoplasm; nucleus; microtubule. Lineage: Eukaryota; Metazoa; Chordata; Mammalia; Chiroptera; Vespertilionidae. The transcript has a single exon.